Messenger RNA from Pistacia vera, 765 nucleotides. Its product is annotated as DCC family protein At1g52590, chloroplastic. The transcript is spliced from 5 exons. Gene Ontology annotation, molecular function: protein-disulfide reductase activity. The record is from RefSeq and is a predicted model, not a curated record. Lineage: Eukaryota; Viridiplantae; Streptophyta; Magnoliopsida; Sapindales; Anacardiaceae. The coding region runs from base 32 to 562 and encodes 176 amino acids.
UUGAUUAACCAACCCAGUGUGUUUCAUAUUCAUGGCGCUUCUUUCUCCCGGCGGGUGCGCACGUUUAAGCGUGUCACGGCCGGCUCAUAGUAGCCGUAGAAGAACCGCCAUAGUUGCUACUCUGCCCCCUCCUAGACGUGACACAGUCGACUGGGUGGAGGCUACUUCGAGCUUCUUUGAAGGUGACUCCAGACCCAUCAUGUUAUAUGACGGUGUUUGCAAUUUGUGUAAUGGAGGUGUGAGGUUUGUGCGUGACAUUGAUCGAAAUAGGAAAAUCAGGUAUGAAGCACUCCAAAGCGAAGCAGGCAAGAAUUUACUGAGGAGGUCGGGAAGAGCUCCUGAUGAUAUUUCAAGUGUUGUACUUGUUGAAAAGGAUAGAUCAUAUAUCAAGUCAGAUGCUGUUCUCAAGAUAAUGGAAUAUGUAGAUAUACCUUACCCUCAGCUUGCUUUUUUUCUUCAUUUUGUACCUCAGUUUGUGAGAGAUUUUGUGUAUGACAACAUUGCAAACAACCGUUACACGAUUUUUGGUCGUUCAGACUCUUGUGAGUUAUAUGACAAUUAACUUAUUAGAUUGUUAUAGUUAAAAAUAAAUGUAUAUUGGAAACUCCAGAAAUGAGACAACUAAUUCUUGUUCUGGUGGAAAUAAAAUAAUCAUGAACAUAUAAAUCAAUAGAAAUAUCUUUGGUGUAAAUUAUUCAUUGUAGCACUACAUUAGCUUGUCAUUGACUCAUUGAUUUUGUUACCAAUUUUUCUCUUUAUUUCCUU